UAUGAAGGGAGAAAUUGAACCAAAAAUAGAUUAAUAUAGGUAUAUUGGCUGGCGGGUUCUGAGACCGAAUUUAUUUUCCGAACUUCCCUCUAGACUGUAUCACCCAGAAAUUCUCAACCAUGUGGAUAAAACUGUACAUGCAUAGAUCUGAAGUAAAGACGUACAUUGUUUCGACAAAAAGUUUGUAUUAAAGCCCUGAGUACAGUAUCUAACAAGUAGUUACGAUCGUUAUUGUCUAUCACCGUCAACUGAAUUCACAGUCAACACUCUCAAUAAACUGACACAGUUACACACAUUAUUCCGUAAUAAGAUUUUUCAUUCUAUAAUUAACUAUUUUCACGUCGAAAUUUUUGAAGAUAUCAAACAUUGACGAGAAAGUCAAUCGAGUCGAUUACUGUUGAUUGAAUUUCGAAUAAGGCGCGUUCACGCUCAAUAUCUGCCAUGUUCAAAUCAGCUGACUGCAGCUCAAUUGGAACGAUUGGAACUCUGUCAGUUGGAGCCAGUUGGAGCAUAUUCUUGGAGUAAUUAGUAGUGUUUAUAACCUACAACAUUUGGAAAAAUUUUCAUAUGCAAAAUCAUACAUCAUAACGUGAAUGAGUACCUUUCCGAAUAAAAAAAAAAAACGUGAAUGAGAUCCAUUUGAAUAACAACAUGGAGAGUGAAAGUGAUGUGAGAAUAUGUAAAAUAUGCCAUACUCAGCCACAGAAAUAUUUGUGUCCGAAAUGCGGCAUUGGGUACUGUUCUGUUGCUUGUUACAAAGCAGAAGUUCAUUUGGAAUGCUCGGAGAGUUUUUAUAAAAAAUGUGUGGAAGAAGAAUUAAAACUGGAUGAACAAGACCCCGAGACUAAAACAAGGAUGCUUGAAGUUUUGCAAAGAAUGCAUGAAGAACAUGCAGGUGACUUGGAAGAAAUAGAAGAUUUAGCACAGCAUGGAUUAGACUCAGAUGAUGAUGAAGAAGCACCUGACUUAUCGCAACGCUUACGGAACAUAAACUUGGAUGAUGCUGAUUCUGUCUGGGCCGCACUGACUGAUGCCGAGAGGCAAGAGUUUGAAACAUUGUUGCAGAAUGGAGAAGCAGAAAAGCUGUUACCUCAAUGGAAUCCCUGGUGGUCUCACCACGCAAAACCAAAACUAGUCGAAGACUUAAGUCCAACCAGCUCACCACUUGACUAUCGAACAAACUGUCCUAAAUUAAAGGAAAUCAAACCUUAUGACCAAAUAUCGAAAGUUCCACCAGCGAAGUGUGUGAGAAAUAAUGUAUUGAAUGUUCUGCAUGCCUAUACAUUUACUGUAUUGUAUUUCAACGGCAAUCAUCACGAUUUUGCUGAAGAAGCAAUAUUCAUAUUGUUACAAUUGUGUAAUAACCUCAGAGAGAACGAGAUAUUCAAUGAACCAGAGUUGGCUAUUGAAUCUGUUUCACAACGUGCUAUCAAUUGUCAGUCGCUGAUUGCUGACCCGGAAAAUUUAUCAGCCGCAAAAAGUGCCUGUCUUUCCAUCCUACAAGGACCUGAAAAUUCCAACAAAUGCUUCUACGUCAAAGCAGCCUUUUCAGAUAUCCAUCAACUUUUUAUGGAAGCUAAAACAUUGAGCAAACGGAAAAAGCCAUCAAAUAAUAUGGAUAAGGAAUUUACAAAACGAUUUCCAGACCACGGCAAACUUCUUACAGCAAUACCCAGAGAAAAAUUAAGACUUCACUUAAAAAAAUUAGAGUACUAUUUAUCUUGGAUCAACAGUUAUGGUGAAGAUCUGUAUUUUGACUUUUAAGAUGACAAUAAAAAUAUUUGGCUUGCCCAUCUAAAUUCAA
Athalia rosae (coleseed sawfly) is the source of this 1804-nucleotide messenger RNA. Its product is annotated as zinc finger HIT domain-containing protein 2. NCBI's taxonomy places the organism in Eukaryota, Metazoa, Arthropoda, Insecta, Hymenoptera, Athaliidae. Bases 652 to 1764 code for a protein of 370 amino acids. The transcript is spliced from 5 exons. The record is from RefSeq and is a predicted model, not a curated record.